AUGCAAUCGAGCUCACUCUCCGCGCAAUUCAAGCAGCGGCACGCCACGCCAAAAGGGCUAUGCCGGCCGGGGCUCUUUGCGCGCUUCCGGCGCCUGGCGCUCGAGGCUGAUGCGAAUGCGACGUGGGGGCGGCUGGACGCGAAUCGGCUGACGACGCGCACGAUCGAGCUGUUGCAGUACCACGAGCCGGCCGACUCGCUCGGCUGGCACAUCGACCCGCAGUCGGCGGUGACGAUGCUGCUGAUGCUCUCGGCCGACGGCGCGUACGCGGGCGCGGCGCUCGAGCACGAGAGCGACGGCGUGGUGCACCGCGCGCGGCCGACGCAGCACGAGGCGCUCUUCUACCGCUCGGACCAGGAGCACCGCGUCACGCCGUUCGAGAGCGGCACGCGCGUGGCGCUCGCGCUUGAGUGGUGGCACGAGCAGGGGGUAGACCUCAAGCACACGUUCAGAAACCACCGCCCCUUCGCCACGGGGCCGAGCACCUGCCCGAGGUGA
This is a messenger RNA of Emiliania huxleyi CCMP1516, 498 nucleotides long. RefSeq lists its product as hypothetical. Bases 1 to 498 code for a protein of 165 amino acids. NCBI's taxonomy places the organism in Eukaryota, Haptophyta, Isochrysidales, Noelaerhabdaceae. The record is from RefSeq and is a predicted model, not a curated record. The transcript has 2 exons.